AUGACAACACGCAGCCUACCGACACAGGAGGGAGGCCGACAUGUAUUUUGUAACAUUCGGGAUGAGCGACUCAUUCAGGCUGAAUGUUACAGCGUUACAGAUUGGGAAAUUGACCAAAAUUCAGCCGCUUCUGUCCGGGUGGGCCAUGGAUACUUUGCAUCCAUUUUGGCUGAGCUUGACGUGAAGAAAGUGGUGCAAGCCAACGGCUAA
Molecule: messenger RNA, 210 nt
Organism: Protopolystoma xenopodis
Lineage: Eukaryota; Metazoa; Platyhelminthes; Monogenea; Polystomatidea; Polystomatidae
Source: the annotation of a GenBank genome assembly